Strigops habroptila (Kakapo) is the source of this 1125-nucleotide messenger RNA. RefSeq names its product lysine demethylase 6B (gene KDM6B). The transcript is spliced from 8 exons. Lineage: Eukaryota; Metazoa; Chordata; Aves; Psittaciformes; Psittacidae. Bases 77 to 1012 code for a protein of 311 amino acids. The record is from RefSeq and is a predicted model, not a curated record. Gene Ontology annotation, cellular component: MLL3/4 complex. Gene Ontology annotation, biological process: regulation of gene expression; heart development. Gene Ontology annotation, molecular function: histone H3K27me2/H3K27me3 demethylase activity; chromatin DNA binding; RNA polymerase II cis-regulatory region sequence-specific DNA binding.
CCGUGUCCCAUGGGUGCCGCGUCCCCGGCGCAGGUGGAAGCCGCAGCUGCAGGAGCUGCUGAAGCUCCCGGCCUUCAUGCGGGUGUCGUCCACGGGGAACAUGCUGAGCCACGUGGGUCACACCAUCCUGGGCAUGAACACCGUGCAGCUCUACAUGAAGGUGCCGGGCAGCCGCACCCCCGGCCACCAGGAGAACAACAACUUCUGCUCGGUGAACAUCAACAUCGGGCCCGGGGACUGCGAGUGGUUCGCGGUGCACGAGCACUACUGGGAGACCAUCAGCGGCUUCUGCGACAGGCACGGGGUGGAUUACCUGACGGGCUCGUGGUGGCCGGUGCUGGAGGACUUGUACCGCUCCAACAUCCCCGUGUACCGCUUCGUCCAGCGCCCCGGGGACCUGGUGUGGAUCAACGCCGGCACCGUGCACUGGGUGCAGGCCACGGGCUGGUGCAACAACAUCGCCUGGAACGUGGGGCCCCUCACGGCCUACCAGUACCAGCUGGCGCUGGAGCGCUACGAGUGGAACGAGGUGAAGAACGUCAAGUCCAUCGUGCCCAUGAUCCACGUGUCCUGGAACGUCGCCCGCACCGUGAAGAUCAGUGACCCCGACCUCUACAGCAUGAUCAAGUACUGCCUGUUGCAGUCCGUAAAGCACUGUCAGGUGACACCGGGUGACAGUGGGUGUUGCAGGUACUGCCUGUUGCAGUCCAUCAAGCACUGUCAGGUGCAGCGCGAGAGCCUCGUGCGCGCAGGGAAGAAAAUCACCUUCCAGGCGCGGGUGAAGGACGAACCGGCCUAUUACUGCAACGAGUGUGACGUGGAGGUGUUCAACAUCCUGUUCGUGACGAGCGAGACGGGCGGGCGCAACACGUACCUGGUGCACUGCGAGGGCUGCGCGCGGCGCCGCAGCGGCGCCCUGCACGGCGUCGUCGUGCUCGAGCAGUACAAGACCGAGGAGCUCAUGAACAUCUACGACAGCUUCACCCUGGUGCCAUCACCCGGCUCCAGAUGAGCCCCGCCCCCCCCCAUCGGGGGGGUCACGUGAUGAUGGGGGGGGCGUCACAUGCCCUCCCCCUCCCCUCCCCCAUAAUGAACAUUGUUAUUUAUUCACGGUGAUAUCGCCCC